AUGUCAAACAGUCCUUUUCUUUUCUUUUCUACCGUCUUGCUUGCCUUCCUGUUCAGCAUGGGCGAGGCAACGCAGCCUUACGGGGCAUCGAAUACUUCGCACAUCAACUACACUACCGUCACUGGAUUCUUCCUCCAAGAUGACCCUGCCACGGACCCCAGCAACUUUGACUAUACCAAAGUCAAUCUCGGCCUCAUCAACCGCACCUACCCAACCGACGGGUCCUUCGACCCGUCCGGCAUGAAGACGCAGUGGCAGCGCUUCGCCCACUACGUCGGCGAGCUGAACCGCAACGCGUCGACGAGUGUGCAGUACAAGCUGCUCGUCAUGGGCCGGCACGGCGAGGGCGACCACAACGUCGCCGAGGCCUACUACGGCACCCCCGCCUGGGACUGCUACUGGAGCCUGCUCGACGGCAACGGCACCAGCACCUGGGCCGACGCCCACCUGACGCAGGUCGGCAUCGACCAGGCCCUCGUCGCCAACGCCUUCUGGGCGUCGGCCCUCGAGCCGGACGUCGCCAUCCCCGCGCCCCAGAGCUACUACGUCUCCCCGCUCGCCCGCUGCCUCGCUACUGCCAACUACACCUUCGGCGGCCUCGAGCAGAAGUUGCCGGAGGAUAGGCCGUUUAAGCCUGUUGUUAAGGAGCUGCUGAGGGAGUCGUUGGGUCUGCAUACGUGUGACCGCCGCAGCUCGAAGACGUGGAUCCGAGAGAACUAUCCCGAUUGGGCCAUCGAGCCUGGCUUCAGCGAGGACGACGAGCUGUGGAGCGCGACGCUGCGCGAGUCGUCGACCGCCCAAGUCGCCCGCCUCAAGACGCUGCUCGACGACGUCUUCACCCACGACCCCAACACCUUCAUCUCCCUCACCAGCCACUCGGGCUCCAUCCGCUCCGUCCUGCGCGCCGUCGGCCACCGCGACUUCUCCCUCCUCACCGGCGCCGUCAUCCCCGUCCUCGUCCGCGCCGAGACUCGCCCUGGCCCCGCCCCGCCCACCGUCAUCGACCCGCCUACCACCGCGCCGACGUGCACUGUCGAUCCUACGCCGGCUGCGUCGAGUGGGGCUGUUUAG
Molecule: messenger RNA, 1071 nt
Organism: Lasiodiplodia theobromae
Lineage: Eukaryota; Fungi; Ascomycota; Dothideomycetes; Botryosphaeriales; Botryosphaeriaceae
Product: Phosphoglycerate mutase family protein
Exons: 3
Coding region: 1-1071 (356 amino acids)
Cellular component (GO): cytoplasm
Molecular function (GO): phosphatase activity
Source: RefSeq, a predicted model, not a curated record